Molecule: messenger RNA, 856 nt
Organism: Corvus hawaiiensis (hawaiian crow)
Lineage: Eukaryota; Metazoa; Chordata; Aves; Passeriformes; Corvidae
Product: feather beta keratin-like
Exons: 2
Coding region: 64-399 (111 amino acids)
Cellular component (GO): intermediate filament
Molecular function (GO): structural constituent of cytoskeleton
Source: RefSeq, a predicted model, not a curated record
ACCUCUCCUGACACCUUCUCCUCCUUCUCCUGCUGACAACCAGGGACCCUCCACACCACACCCAUGUCCUGCUACAACCGCUGCCAGCCCUGCGGACCCACCCCGCUGGCCAACAGCUGCAACGAGCCCUGUGCCCUGCAAUGCCAGGACUCCCGUGUUGUCAUCCAGCCUUCCCCUGUGCUGGUCACCCUGCCAGGACCCAUCAUGACCUCCUUCCCCCAGAACACCGCCGUCGGAUCCACCUCCUCGGCUGCUGUCGGUAGUGAACUCAGUGUGCAGGGACAGCCCAUCUCGGGUGGAUUUGGUGGCUUUGGCUAUGGCCUUGGCUAUGGCCGUGGAUUUGGCUAUGGGCUGGGAGGCCUGGGCUGCUAUGGCAGAAGGGGUGGCUACAUCUGCUAAGGACCCUUGGCACCACCCCUGACACCAGCCAUCCACUCCCUGGAACACAUCUCAGGCAUUGAGGCCGCUUCUCUGGGACAAGGCUCUCAAACGGGCUCAGUGCUUCCAGCUCCUGCUCUCAGGCCACCAAGCAAGGCAGCAGGGAAGGGGUCUUCCCGGUCUGCCUGCAAACAUGGCCCAUUUGUGUUCACCUCUUCUCCCACUCCUUGCUCUGCAUCACCCUUUGGCUCAGUCCAGUCUCCUCUGCUGCAAACCCCUUCUCCCAAGCCAGAGACCAUUGGGUACCUCCUUUGGGUUGCUCCCACUGUGAGGCAGGAAGGCCUUGAUGCUCUGGCCAAACCUCCAAGCAAAGCUCCUCAGCAGAUGGUCACUCUACUUGCACCUCAGACCAGCUCUCUUCCACUGGCUUCUCGGGACUUUUCGCUCUUCUACCUCAAUAAAGUUUUCCUGCAUUGCA